GCCUCCCGACCAGUUCAUAUGGAUAAUAUACAAACGUUGCUCUCCUAUUCAUGGUCUAUUCGUUCACUCUAGCCUGCAGCUAGAGUCUUUGACGAGGAGUGCUUGGAUCCGCCUCGUCCGCGUUCUGAAUUCAAUCGCGAUCGUAGAGGGGCUCGGCAAUCACCUCUUUCCACAAGCCGUCGGAAGCGGUGAAGUUCAUUUCAUUCUUACAGACGACUCUAAUGUCGCACAAGCAGGACGAGUCAGGCCCAAACUCUCUGGGGCUUGAUCUUCAAAGCCUGAGCAUCGAUGACCAAAAGGACAAGCUUCCAGAGACAGAGCUAAAGCAAGAAACAAAAUCCUCUUCCGAUGCAGGUGUGAAGGAAGAUGUUCCCCCUGCCGAUCAAGCAGCUGGUGAGGCGUCGCCAGAAGAGAAGACAGACCAGGUUGAGCCUAGGAGUCCUGCAGGAAAGGAGAAGAAGAAGCCAUACGUGAACCCGGAUCGGGUGAAGACCGGUGGUGCUCAGCGAGAUAAACUCACAGAUGAGGAAUUGACCGAACGCAUGGCACGUAUUAGAGAACAGAAUGAACGGAUAAAACAACGUAGAGAGGACGUCAAGAAGGAUGAAGAUGAAUUCAAGAAAAUGCAGGAGGCAGAACGGCAGAAGGCUGCGAAGACCAAGAAGGUUCAGGAGCAUAUAAAUCGCACGCGGGAGCAGAAUGCUCGUCGGAAGUUGGACAAGAUCCAAAAUAGAGAAUGGGAUGCAGGGAAACCAGGUGGCAGUUGGAAAGACUCGAAAUCGUCUACGGAGAAUGGCGAAGCGGAUGCGAACAGACCCCCUGCCGCCAAGAUUGGAAUUCGAGGUGUCGUUCGUGGCGGAGGUGCAGGAAGGGGGCGCGGACGCGGCGCACCUCCAGAAAGAAACACAGCUCCUGCUGAGAAUACCGAAACUGCAGCUGGUCCAACAAGUCCUCCUGCAGCCACGGCAGAGAGCUGAUCGUCACUAUGCUUGUUUGAAUUUACCCGUUCGUCCUGCUUUGUUUGAACCGUGCUAUCAAUCUUCCCAUAUGUACUUGUUCCUUAUACGUACGACACAGACUAUUACUUUGAAUCUUGCCAAUCACUCUAAUCUACUACAGACUGCUGUC
This is a messenger RNA of Somion occarium, 1128 nucleotides long. The record is from the annotation of a GenBank genome assembly. NCBI's taxonomy places the organism in Eukaryota, Fungi, Basidiomycota, Agaricomycetes, Polyporales, Cerrenaceae.